This is a messenger RNA of Zea mays, 1311 nucleotides long. RefSeq lists its product as uncharacterized. The transcript is spliced from 6 exons. The record is from RefSeq and is a predicted model, not a curated record. Gene Ontology annotation, molecular function: protein binding. Lineage: Eukaryota; Viridiplantae; Streptophyta; Magnoliopsida; Poales; Poaceae. Bases 55 to 858 code for a protein of 267 amino acids.
GAAGCACAACCAAAUAGACAUGCUGUCCUAGGAGCAAGCGAGUCUCGCCCUGAUAUGAUAUUAACAGGACAUAAGGAAAAUGAGGAAUUUGCGCUUGCCAUGUGUCCAGCAGAACCAUAUGUCCUAUCAGGAGGAAAGGACAAAUCUGUUGUCUUGUGGAGCAUCCAAGACCAUAUAUCUGCCCUUGGGGAUUCCUCGUCUUCUCCUGGAGCAUCUGGCAGCAAGCAGUCUGUUAAAACUGCAAAUGAAAAGGAGAGCCCUAAAGUUGAUCCUAGAGGUAUAUUUCAUGGACAUGACAACACAGUUGAAGAUGUUCAGUUCUACCCUUCCAGGGAUCAGUGCAACUUCUUCAAAAUUCCCCAGGUUCUCCACGCUCUCGCCCACUACAAUGCCAGGCACCCUGGUGGCGAGUUCGAUGCUGUGAAGCCCCUGAAGCAGAGCCGCGUGGGAUUCCGGGGCCAGGCAUGGUUCCAUAUCAACUUCUGGGCUCGCCCCCGCAGCAGCAGCAGUAAUAACAAGACAAUCAAGCGCUUCUUUGCUGAGGUGCACUACAAGCCAACCUCGAUCAGUAGCCCCUCAUCGUCUUCGUCAUCACUUGCAAUAACUGCAGUUCCUAUAGUUGAAAUAUGCAUCAUUAUCGAGGAACCUCUAUCCCAAUAUAGGCGUAGCUGUGCCUUUUGUCCCAGCUACCGGGACAUUUUACACCCUAAGGGUUGCCGUAAGUUCGUCUGUGGAAAUGACAAGGACCUGUUUGAACAGCGAUUGGACCCUUGCUGCUGCACUGGUAUGGGGAUUGGGAAGAUGCCAUUCACUGCCCGCCCAGACAUGUCUGCUUUUCUCAACAUCAGUCCUAAGUAGGAAGAAGAAGACAAGAAGAGAGUCCGGGGGUUCAAUGUCAAGGCUGACCGGGGUCCUUCAUGCCUCCUCUCGUAUCUUUAACUUCAAGACCAUGCAUGUCCAUCAUGUGCACAUAUGUAUGGAGUGGAGUAUAUAACUAGCUAAGCAGUGAGAUUGAAUGAAGAAUAAAUAUACUUUACUAGGUGUUGUUUUCAGAAGGAACAAUUUUGGGUCGAAUUCCCACAGUUAGGGAUAUGGUGAUGGUGUGAUAAGCCACAUAUUGAUGUACUAUGCAUUUUGAUCAGAUCUGUACGGUGUGGUUCACCUGAAUUAUUUGCUAAUUUGUCAGUCAGAUUUUUCAUCGGUCCGAUUUGUAAUUAUCAAGCAAGAUUUAUUAGGCCUAUCUAAGUCAUCUAUUGUUAUCUGGUUGCAAUUGGCUCAGUUCAGUGUCGGGCCUCCUUGUGUGUGGACAGG